UUGUGCUUUAAACGCUGAACGGAAGACGUGGAUAUCGAAACUUAGUGGUUCAAUCUGCGAAGGACCUCACAGACUGACCUUCCUCUAAAGGGUGUGAUUUGGAGUCCAGAUUCAGGAAAACAAAGAAAAGGCUGUUGAAUUUGACUAUUUAAAGCAGGUAGAAAUUUUCAAUGCAAAAAUGUCAUAUACACGUGAGCAAUUUUAUAACGAGGCAAUAAGGCCGAAUUUGGCUCAUUUUUCAUCAACGCUCAAAGUGAGAGAGAUCUUGCCUCACCUGCCAUGCCUCACACUCACUGAUAAGGAAGAGGUCGAAGCCAAGAGAGAAACUUCUGGAAACUUCACUGCUAUACAGACACUUCUGGACAAUCUACGCAGACGCGAGAAAUGGCCUGAUGAGUUUAUCACUGCACUCCAGAACUGUGAACAUUGGAAACUGGCUAAUGAGAUGAAAGCUGCUUAUGACAGGAUCAGGGGCAUCACAAAUAAUGCUGCUCCUGCUGCUCCUACACCCAGAACAGCACCUGCUCCAGCUGCUUCUUAUGCUUCAUCUGGUUCCACAACAACCACAGUGACAGUUCAUGCAGUCCCAGAGACCACUUCUCCUCUGCUGAGUCCACCCUCAGGGGGAGCCCCAGAAAGUUCAACAGCCCCUUCCAACACUGCAGACCCAGAACCAUCUCCUGCUCCUGUUAAACCUCAUACUCCAGUUCCAGCACCUUCUCCUGAACCAGUUCCCCAAGCUGAAGUAGCACCUCCUGUUGUAGCUCCUUCCCAAGCAUCUUCCCCUCCCGAAGUCUCAGUUUCUAAAGUGUCUUUACCUGUUCCAACCCUCACUGGGGCAGCUGAGAACAAAACACCUGCUUUAGAUAAUUUAGAUGGCUUGGCUUUAACAGACCAAACCACCAUCUCCUCAUCAGCUGAUGAAGCUCUCCUCUCCACCUCAAGCGCUCAAUCGUCCUCCUCAGACACUUCCACUUCUCUAAGCCAAAUAACAAAGCCUUACACCACCUCCCAGACUUCUCCGAAGUCAAAGAAGACCCAGAUGCCAACAGCAGACAAAUAUAUUGACACUUCUGAGAGACUCCCUGUCCAAGACUCUAAUCCCCCAUUGAGAAUGGAAAGGACAUUUCAGGAGCCGGAAGAGAUCUCUGACCCAACUGCAAAUGAGGAGGUUCAGCGGAACAACACCGUUGGGUUGCCCGUUUUUAAUAAUGCUCCAACAAAUUCUACCAGAACAGCUCAGGCAACAUCUUCUGCAUCUGCUGAGGUGGUUACACACUCUCCCUCUUCCAUCGACCAGGAAUAUUUCAGCAAGCCUGAAGUCCUUCAGCAUCUUGAAGUCCUUCAGCAUCCAGAACCCCAGCAAAAUGGAGCAGAGGGGCAAAAGGAGCCUUGCUCAGUGGUUUCAGAUGAUUUGGAGAUCAGCAACGCAACAGUCUCUUCCACAGAAUCUGGCCAGUCUACUUGUGCUGCAGACCAGAACUCCGCUUCCCUUGAUUCUGCUACUCAGUCCUUUCAAGACCCUCCAUACACUUCUGCUUCCUUGACCCUUAACCAGCCUGAGGAGGACCACUAUGAAUCUUUCUACGAGAGUCAUACACGGAUAGAUGUAAUUCAGUUUGCUGAAGAGCCAUCUGCUGAAAAUAUGAAUGGUCAGCCACCAAGCAUCCUGCAACGCAGCAGAGUCAUCUCUGAGGACCAGCAUACUCUGAACUAUGUUGGCACAGAAAGUGCAGUUCAUCUUACUGAGCCAUCUGGGUAUGACAGUAAGAAGUCAACCACCAUCAACGUUCGAGAGGAAGAAUCCAUUGCUGCUAGGCCAGAGCAGAGAGGAGAGGGGCGGCCAGAGUUAUUCAGGAUAAACAACUUCCAUCUUUUUGCUGCUGCAGGGAUUGGUUUUUCUGCUGCGUUCUUGGCCUGGAAGUUCACCCACAAAUGAGAAUUUUGUCAUCGUGUACUCACUCUUGUGUUGCAUGAAACCCCUAUGAUUUUUCUUUUUCAAUGAAACACAAAGGGACUUAAGUAAUAAAUAACAGUGCAUAGUAACUGGUGCUAAAGAAAAGGACAAAACGUACAAUAAAUGUAGUCCCUGUGAGGUUUGUGCUAUAUACCAAGUCUUAUAUAACCAUUCGAUAGCUUGCUAUGAGGAACAGACUGAGAUUUUAGUUGUCCAACAUGAUCUCUUUCGCCAAACUCUAUGGUUUUAUCCUCAUGUAUUAUUUCAUGUGUGUACAUAUACGCCUAUAUGUAAUCAUGGUUUGCCAUGUGCCUUACAUAGAUUUGCCUUGCAUGUCAGGGCCGAUAAUGAAUUUGACUGCCGUUGCAUCUGUGAAAUCAGUUUCACUAAUAAAUGGAUUAUCAUGGAGCUGUUAAGUAAUUUAGAGAACCCAGUUUGACUGGUAUUGCAUUGUACAACAAUUUGAUGUAUUGUGAAUUGUGAUAAGGUUGCAAGAAUACAUCCUGUGUGUGACAGACCAUGAAUAUAAGGAGCUGUUGCAUAACCUAUUGGACAUUUAUGAAAAACUCAUUUUGAACAUAUUACAUGGACUGGACAAUUACUCCAACCCUUUCCUUAAGAUCUCUUUAUCCAUCACUGUCCCAUAUUUUCUGGCCAGUUGGACCCCUAUAAGAGUUUCAAAGUGUGCACACACAGAACGCUGCCCACUUUUGACAAAAAUCAAAUGUGUUCUCCUAAUGCCUGCUACAAGAGGUACCUAUAGUGAAGUAACUGUUAAGAUAGAUUAAGCUAAAUGCAAACAUAACCAAGUGCCCCAUGGCCCAAGAUUAUAUUGUUUAUAUUGCUAAUAUGUAAGUGUUUUGUCUGCACAAGUCUCCAAGUCCAGUGCACAACAGUAAUACAUUGAUAUGUAGUUUAAAAAGAUUGUACACUGUAUUCUAUGUAUAUUUUUAAGUUCAAGCAUUCUCUGAGAUUCAAACUCGUGUUCUUUGGGGUUGCUAGCGGGAUUGCUCUAUCGUUUGAGCUGCAGAAACAACAUAAUAUUCAUGCUAUUAGCGUCAAGUUGUCUAUGUAAGGGUAAACUGCUUCAUGAACCACAUUGUAAAUGACAAUGAAUUACAUGUACACUUUAAAUGUAAUUCAUGUGUCAUUUUUAAUCAGUAACUGCACUUUAUCCUCACUUUCUGAUGUGAAAUGAUUGAACCUGAUUUAAAAUGCACUGUAUGUGUUAAUGUUACUCCUGAUCUUUUUGAGUAUUUUAUCUGGGCCUGUAUGUUUGCUAGAUAAGUUACUGUAUUUCAGGGGAAUAUUUAUACUUGCGCUAAACUGUUUUGCUUUUGUGUACUGCUCAAUCUUUAUCAUGAACAGUCAAUAAUGAUUUCCAGAGAUGUUUCUGAAAUAAAAUGUCCUACCUUAA
Messenger RNA from Onychostoma macrolepis, 3374 nucleotides. RefSeq names its product mitochondrial antiviral signaling protein (gene mavs). The transcript is spliced from 6 exons. The record is from RefSeq and is a predicted model, not a curated record. Bases 179 to 1939 code for a protein of 586 amino acids. NCBI's taxonomy places the organism in Eukaryota, Metazoa, Chordata, Actinopteri, Cypriniformes, Cyprinidae.